CCAUUCGAAAGUAUGGGCCGGCGCCCUUAUUGACGCGGCCAGACACAUUAGCACAGGCCCGCCUGCUGACCACCAGUGCAGUCCUAAACACUAACUUCUUCAACAAAUUACCCGCUUCACAUCUGUGGGAAAGUAUAACGACGGUGAGCAAUGCGGGCAAGAAAAGGGGCCGAGCCAAAACUGUGUCCAAGAAAAAUAUCAAGGACCUAAACAAGGGCCAAAUCAUCGGAGUUGGUAAGGCCAACAUUGUAUGGCCAGGGCUGUCUGCCCCCAUAAUCCGAGGCAAGGAGCUGGUGGAGCAGGUGCAACUGCCGGAAGACCCCGACAGAGAGCAAAAGCUAAUAGCGCUUAGAAACACGAUGGGUUUUCGUAAGUUUGCCAAACUGACUCCUUUGGAGAGGGGCUGGUCCGGCAGCAAGAUGCCGGGUAGAAGUCUGGGACCUCCUGAUCCAAUCGGCGAUGAGACAUUCACGGACUUUGACACGCGGGUCUUGGCCCUGAAGACAAUCGUUAUCAUGAAAGGCAAUUUCGGCAGAAAGCGGCGUUUGUCUGCUUUUGUUGUUACCGGCAAUAAACAGGGGCUGGGCGGAUUUGCCAUGGGGAAGGCCUUGGAGGGCCGCGUGGCUCUCAGAAAAGCCAAGAACCGCUCUGCGCAAAAGCUAAUGCAUAUCCGCUUGUUUGAGAAUCAUACAGUGUGUCACAACUUCUUCACGCAAUUCGGAGCGACAAAAAUCUACGUCUGGCAAAAGCCCGAGGGCUACGGUCUGAGGUGCCACAGAGCGAUCAAGACCAUCUGCGAAGUUAUCGGUAUCAAAAACUUAUACGCCAAGGUGGAAGGUUCCACCAACGUAAACUGUGUGGUCAAGGCCUUCUUUUUGGGGCUGAUUAGACAGAAAAGUCCCGAGGAGAUGGCAGAGGAAAAGGGCCUCCACCUGGUCCAGUUCUGUAAGGAAAACAACUACUUUCCGAAAGUGGUGGCGUCGCCUAGCGAGUGCAAGAAAGCUGAAGACAUUUCCAAGGACGAGAUCCUGGACUUUAACCGGUACUGCUUCCAAGGUAAAGUGAUUCUACAGAAGAAGAAGUACGCGCCUUUCUACACCAAGCUGCCCAGUUACUACACAUACGUGGUGAAGCAGGAAAAACUGCGAAACCAACCGGAGGUUCGGAAGAACCUCAUUGCUGAGUACGGGGAAGUGAGAAGCUUUUUAGCCGAUAAAUAUCCAGAGUGCAAGCAGACCAGGCCGCCAAAGAAGGAGCAACAGACAGAGGACGAGGUGGAAUAGACAGAUAAUAUAUGGAGUUUUUUAGUAUGAA
Messenger RNA from Dendroctonus ponderosae (mountain pine beetle), 1314 nucleotides. It is a transcript of the gene mRpS5, whose product is annotated as 28S ribosomal protein S5, mitochondrial. The record is from RefSeq and is a predicted model, not a curated record. Gene Ontology annotation, molecular function: structural constituent of ribosome; RNA binding. NCBI's taxonomy places the organism in Eukaryota, Metazoa, Arthropoda, Insecta, Coleoptera, Curculionidae. Gene Ontology annotation, biological process: translation. Gene Ontology annotation, cellular component: ribosome.